GUUCGAGGGAGGUUUGGAGGCCGGCGAAGAUAAUUGCGGUGACAGCAAAAAUAGCGCGACAACAACAACAACAACAACAACAACAACAACAACAACGACAACAACAACAUCAACAGCAAUGACGACGACGGUGGCAGCAACGACUACGGAAGCAGCGGGGUAGACAGUGGUGUCAGUGCAGCCGUGAUCAUCAUCGACGGGAUAAGGGAGAUGCCGAGUGAUGGCGGCAACAACAACAACAACAACAACAGCGACGAUGAUGGCGGGGGCGACGGCGGGAUUGGAGUUGACAACAACAACAACAACAACAGCGGGGACGACGGCGGGGGAAACGGACAUGGAAGCAGUGGGGUAGAAAGUGGUAUUCGUGCAUCUCAGAUUUUCAUCCGUGUGAUGGGAAUGAUGCCGCAAGAGGAGGGGCGGGGGAUUGGAGUUGACACGGAGAAUUGGCUUACUGUCUUCCCCCCCUCCAACCUCGAUACGGAAUUGCUCCACGUCGUUUGGCAGAGGAUAGGAGAUACUCACCUUGCGAUAUUAGGAUGCCGCGGCAUUCCGUGGUCACUUGGCAUCGACCACAAGGAGAACAAUGAAGCAUGUAAUGCUGCAAGGAAGGCCAAUUUAGGAGAGAAGAAAGAAGCAGCGAGGGCACACAGGAAGACGAAACUGAAGGGACUGGAAGAACUCACAGAGGAUUUGGCCACUUUGGAGGGUGAACUGGACCCAUUGAUGGGAGCUCAAACAAAGACACUUCAACAAGUUCGAUUGCGGGGCAAUUUUCCGAACACAACAGGAGGGUCCAUGAAAGAAAUCAAGAGGAUGAAAUUAUCGCAGCUCAAGCAGCUGCUACAGGAAUCAGUCACGUUCGCUGCCUUGUUUGAUAUGGACAAGAGGCGGAAUCUGUCUCUGUCAUCCUCAACAAAAGAGCGUACAACAUCCUCAGCGAAAGAGCAGCAAACCCCCUCAGCGAGAGAACAGCAAACGUCCUUAGUGAAAGAGAGGGAUCAACAACUGGAUGUCUCUUUGCACAAGAGUGAAUUCCAUGAGGACAACAUUAGUGAUUCAACACACAACGCCUGUGGCUCUCUCGGGGAGGAGUGGGAAGAAGAAGUCGACUCCUUCUUGCUUUCAACCUCGCCAGAAGUAGUCGUGCAAUCAUCAUCAGAGACACACAGAAAAACAUCAGCAACGGGCGCUAGGAAGGACAACAUUAGUGAUUCAACACACAAUGCCUGUGGCUCUCUCGGGGAGGAGUGGGAAGACGAAGUUGACUCCUUCUUGCUUUCAAACUCACCGGAAGUAGUAGUGCAAUUAUCAUCAGAGACACACCGCAAAACAUCAGCAACAGGCGCUAGGAAAGAGGAGGGGACUGCCGAAGGAAACGGGCUCAGCAAUGGCAGCAUGCCUAACACCGAUGGCUGCAAGUGGAGAGACCUAGGCAAGGAGGAAAGAGAAUGGGGACAAGCCAUAGUGGGGGAAGGAUUGGGAGGAGUGAGAGGAGAAGUUGACCAAGCAGAAGCAGGAUCUGGAGACCAAGCAGAAGUCCUUUAUAGAGAAGGAGGGUCAUUUGAUACGCACGGUAAGUGUGAGUCUACUCUGCAGACAUGUAGACCAUCUGAGGAAGGGGCAAAAUCAUUCCAGGUUCCACAAGGCAAACAAGGAGGAGAAGGAGGAGAAGGAGGAGGAGGAGGAGGAGGAGGAGGAGAAGGAGGAGGAGGAGUAGGAGGAGAAGGAGAAGAUAGAGGCGAGGAAGGAGGAGGAGGAGGAGGAGGAGGAGAAGGUGGGGGAGGAGGAGGAGGAGGAGGAGAAGGAAGAGGAGGAGGAGGAGGAGGAGGAGGAUCAUAUUCCAACAUCAUAGAUAGUGAAGCAGGAUGUCUCCUGAGUUUUCGUCAGUCAGUGCUUUCUGGACAAAGGUCCUCCAGACAGUUCGAUGAUGGGCCAAGGCUCUUCGAGCUUGAACAAAGCAAGCAAGAAGUGUGGGAAGCGAGAGAAGGAGAACUCAGAGGAGGUUAUGCCAGCUUAACAUCUGAAGCAACAGGCUCGUUUGCGAGUCACGAUCUUGAGCGGAAGUCCAGACAAGAGGAGCAAGUUCAUACACUUGAAGAGCAUAAUGGUUUGGCAAUGUCACAACCGGAUUUCAAGUCAAGGGUGGAGAGAAAUUCAAGGAUGACCAUGGAAGCUAUGGAGCAAAUCGAAUCGGAUGCAGUUGCUGGGGAGAAGGAAAGUGGUUCGACAACUAGCAAGAUCGGGGUGAAACAUCAGCCUUGUUUGACUGGCCGUGAUUUAUGGAAUCUGCAGAAUGGGGGACAGGUCAAUGGGACCCCCUGUGCAUCUCAGGAGGCUUGCAAUAAAGAUAGAACAACACUUCAUGCAGGAACAGGAAGCAAAGGCGGUGCUGUACAAGGUGCUAAAGGGUCAAUCGCAGUGUCGACCCCAAGAAAGCGUUCAGAAAAGGGAUCUACCACCUCGACGCCUGUUGCUUCGUCUUAUGCAGCACAACACGUGCCAAGGAGCGGCUCAUGUGCAGAGUUGGGCCCAGAACCAGAUGGUGCUUUGGCCUCAGAAAGAGAUCACCGGCCUUCCUCUUUAUCUUCUUGUUGUUCCUUAUCCUCCUUAUCCUCAAUUUACUCCCUCUCGACAGCUGUUUCGGACAGUUGCCCCCUAGUUCAAUCUGCCAAGGAACUGAGCGAGUUUCUCAAUCCUGAGUCUUUGUUGUCUUCGUCAUCAUCGCCUAUAAGCUCUCCUAACUACUUAUCCUCAUCACCCAUCUCCUCCUCCUCAUCGUCAUCACAAUCGUCGUUGCCAUUGUCAUCGUCGUCGUCCUCGUCAUCGUCCUCGUCAUUGUCAUCGUCAUCGUCAUCAUCGCCAUCAUCCCAUGCACCCAAGGAAUCUGGUGCAACUCUCAAAUGUCCUUACUUAUCUAGUGCUUCCCUCUGCAAGCACUCAACUACUCAAAGUGGCGGCGAUCAGCUGGCAGCUGCGGUGUCGCCAGAGUCACCACAGUUCCAUCAAAAACACUUUUCACAAGGCAAAGGUAACUCUAUCUCAUCGCAAAAAGCAGCACCUUCGGAACGGGUUAGUGUCAGUAUCAACCGUGGUAGGAGUCGGCAGAAGGGUAUCUCCUCUGAAGGACCAACUACGACAAAGCUGCCUAACGGAGCAAGGGGAAGCUCCCCGACGCAGCAGCGACCCUCGGGGAGAAGUAGUAGGAGUGCUUCACCCAGUCCUGCCAGCAUCACUCCUGCAACCGGUCAGCCGAAGUCAAAAUCAUCUGAACCACUAGUUACGACCAGGACGUCUGAAGGCACAAAGGGAAGCUCCACACUACAGCAGAGAGCUUGUGGUAGGAAUGUCUCUCCCAGUCCUGGCAGUGUCACGCGCGCUGCCAGUGAGCGGAAGCCUGCAUCCUCUGAAGAACCAGCAAUGACUAGGACACCCAAUAUGAUAAGGGCGAACUCCCCGUUGCCGCAGAGGCCCAAGGGGAGUGUUUCGACAAGUGCUGCCUUCCACCCUCCCUUGCAUUUCAGGCCCUGGGGCGGUGGUAGGAGCACUUCUCCUUGCCCUUUCGCCCGUGCUAAUGGGAGUAGAAGCAGCACAUGUAGUAAUGCUGCUGCUAAUGAUAGCAAGCUGUUAUCAAGGGGAGAGUGCAGAGCAGAAGCAGAACAAUUGCAGUCUAGGAGGGAGAGCUCUUCCACGCCCACUAAAACUACGGACUACAGAUUCAUGUCACCGACUGCCGCAAGUGCAGCAAGAGUGAGGGCAGUUGGAGCACGAAAUGAUUCCAUUGCAAGCAAUUCAAGCUCCGGCAAGAGAGCCUCGUCAUUCAGCACAACAGAAGCCGCAGCGACAACCCCAAAGCAAGAGUUGUUGGGUGUGAGCAUGGCGACAACGGUGGUAUCUCCUCCCCGUCCCUCCAUGCCUCCCUCCUCAGCAACCCAAUCGGCAACAGGAAGCGCAUCUCCCAGCCUAGGCCUUGUAUCAGCAAGGAGGGUUCGCGAAGAGUUGCCUGGAAGGACUCGUCACCCCCAUGUGGAUGCGGUGGUCUCCACACAAACAUCACAGGCGUCCGUCAACACUACAAAGGGAAAAGCACUGAGGGAGUGCUUGUAUAGGUUUCGAGAGGCACUGGAGAGCAAGGAUGGGGGGUUCAAGUGUAGGGAUUUAUCCUGCAUUGGGGGGAAUACCGUCAAAGCAGAGAAGACGCCAGUGGGAGCCAGCAGUUUUCCCUCUCGCCGAGGACAAACAUCCACUGUUCCGCUAUCAACAGGAUUAACAAGUCUCUCCCUUCUACAGCAACACAUUCUUCCCAAAACCACUACCUCCACCUCCACCUCAUUAUCAGAGAACCCUUCUCCAGCAGAGCUCCACGGUGAACGACUGCAGCUGCCAGCAGAAGCAGAAGAGUCACCAAGACAUGGGAGGUUGUUAGGAGGCGCCAUGGAAGAGACCAAAGCAGCUCGCACAGGAGGGAUUCCGCAUCUGUCCUCCAAAGUCGCUUCCUCCUCAGCUAUCAAGAAGACGGAAUUGAAACCCUGGAACAGUCCUAUCCGGACAAAACCGGCACCUUUAGCAGAGGAGAAGUUCCCGGCCAGGCGAAGACGCAGCACAGCGAGUACCAAGCCAAUACCUUCUCAGAACAUUCAGGCACCAGCAGAGACACGCGCCACUCUUGCAAAAGACAAACAAGUGAGGAUGGAGAAACCUCCUCCUCCUGCCAAUCUAAUGGGUCUAAGCGCAUGCUCUCGUGCUAUUUCUUCUUCUUUCUCCUCCUCCUCCUCCUCCUCCUCCUCCUCAUUAGCAGCAGCAGCAGCAGCAUCGUCGUCAUCAUCAUCAUCAUCAUCAUCAUCAUCAUCAUCAUCAUCAUCAUCAUCAUCAUCAUCAUCAUCUUCAUCAUUGUUGUCCUCGUCACUUUUUUCACCAUCCUCCUCAUCUUCUUCUUCUUUCUCCUCCUCCUACUCCUCCUCCUCCUCUUCCUCCAUGGACUCUGCUUCCUCUUCCUCCGCCUCCUCAUCCUCUUCUUCCGCUGCUGCUGCUGAUGAUGAUGAUGAUCAUCAUCAUCAUCAUCAUCAUGUCACCGCACCCACUUACUCGUCUCAUUCGUAUCCACCUGUUUUAUCGUGCAUAGAAGAAGCUGCUUCCUCACGGAUGACUACCAGUUCAACCGAGUUGGCCACCAAGGCCUUGUCAGCUACCUUUGACGUGCUAACUGUUGACGAGAGUGGAAACGGGUUGAGUACCAUGCAUGCCUAUAAAUCACACCAGUUGGAGACGGGUUGCUUUGGGGUUCAGCAGGGAGCAAUGACCCCCAACUCCUGUUCCAUGAGAAAAGAGAUGAGUGGGUCUAUCCAUGAGAACUGGUUGCAAUCGACAUUUUUCAAACAUAGAGAAGAGGUCGAGGAGGUGGGGAGAAAGACGGAAAGUCGAGAUACUGAGACAAUGAUAACAGGGACAGAGGCUAGCAGUAUGUCCCAGAGGACAGCAUGGAUUGAACAAGUAAGAAAUGUGCAGGGGGACCUUGAUGAAGAUCAUGGAGAGAGAAGCGCGGACUCUGAUGCUUCUGUCUCCCAUCCAUCCGCUCAAGGUCAACCUCACACUCCAGCUGGAAUAGCAGUCCCAGCACCGGCAACUACCCCAGAUAGGACUGUAGAUGGGCUAGACAAUCAUUUGGGACACAUCUCCCGCUGCAGUGACUGCCCUGCCGUUGGCCAACGGACAACAAGUGUGCUGCAUUCCUCAUCGUCAUCGCCGUUGCCGUCCGACAGAACUACUGAGCCCCUUCCUCUCUCUCCAAUUAUAGGUCAAACUAAUAGCACAGUUACUCCUUCUUCAUGUCAGUCUAUCAGUUCUUCUAGGACUUCUGAACCCCUUCCUCUCCCUCAAAGUAGAGGUGUCACUAAUAGUUCAGCCACUGCUUCAUUGGCUUCAGGGCCCUCUAUCAGUCCUGCUAGGAUAGCAAACGGCGAAAGCAGUAGAACUUCAAUGUUGGGAAGAAGAUCGCCGUCGAGGUCACUUUCGGCAAGAACAUCACAUACGAGCACCCCAUCUCGCGAUUCGCCAGCUCCCAGCCAAGAAAGAAAUGGGAAUGUUCUUAUCUUGACCAAAGCAUCACAAUAUGCAUUAUGUCCACCAGGGAACGGCAGAUUAGAAAGGAGGGUUGGAGUAGCAGUUCAAAGAUACCCGUCACCACUGCCAUGGCUGUCAUCAUCAUGCCCUCAGGCUGCUAAUCCUCAUGGAAACCGAGAUCAUCCUGUGCAACGGAGUGAUCGAUCCGCUCGUGCUUCUUCAGUGACGACACCGUGUCGUGCUUCUUCACUGACAACAGCGCAUCGUGCUUUCAGCCCAGCUGACAAAGCAUCGAGAAAGGCUGUGGGGUCGACAGGAAGGAGAAGGUCGUCAUCACGAUCGCCACAGCCGUCCUGCACGACCGCUCCUAGCAACUCCCGAGGCUUCCGUCCAAGGAGCAGCGGAACGACUCCUGUCUCACAGGCAUCACGACCCGCCUGCAGUCCAGCAGGAAAAGUCAGAAGAGGGGAAAGCAGUGCUGCUGAAAGGAAGAGGCCAUCUUCUAAUCAAAGGGGGGGUACUUGUUUGCAUUCUUCUCCUCUUGAAGCAGCAGAGAGAGGAAGGAGCAGGCCCAGUUCUCCUGCUGCUAGAGCUGGAGGGACAAAACAUACAACCGGCCCGAGAACCAAUGGUGAAUUGGAGCUCACUACAGGCAGGCCCGUCAGCGGUGACAUCAAGAACGGAGGUGGUCCCCACAUGGAAAAAAUACAGAGAGGACACGCUCUGGCACAUAGAGAUGCACAUCAGCCGUCGCCAAGCUUCUCCCAGCCAGGAGCUCCAACAGAUAUGCUGGCGUUGUCUCGUAGCACUCCACCACCCUCACAGAGCAAGGACAGGAGGCCGUCAGCAAAAGCAAUUAACAGAAAAACCACCUUGGUAGGCAGCCCAACAGCAGUGAAGGAAGAAUUGCCCUGCAUUUCGGUACCGGGCAGAGGAAGAACGACCCGCAAAGAAGGAAGAAGGUCGAUCUCAAUGCCAAGACCAGCCAGGGUGGUCCUUACAGAGGCAGAGGAGCAGCUCAAGCAGGAAGAGGAGGGAACAUCUUUUUCAUCCUCGUUGGAUUUCCGAAAUAUUGAUAUCGAGGCUGGGAGAAGGCGGCGACUUGAGAAAGAGAAUGGUGAAGUGGUAGGCGGAAGAGGGACAGUGGUGUGCAAGUUGGAAGAGGAGCAUUUACUUCGCACUGGUGGCAUGAGGCGGAAUAGCUAUGAAAAGGGUAACAAGGCACCCCCACCACAUUCACCACUCCUGGAGAAGGGAGGCAACGCUCCUGCUCUGGGCUCGUUAUCUCUGGGUAGAGAGGGGAGCAAUUCUGCGACAACUCGAGCUAUCGCAUCCCAUGCACCGAGUUCUAUCUCUGAUCCUGCCUGGGAGACUGAGGCAGCAAGCCAGGGUAAGAAAGGUGGUCCUUGCGAAUGCGCAUUUCCCUACCUUAGUAAAGCUGGAGCAGCUGUUGUUCACCGUACGCUGAAGUCGUCGGGUGGUGAUUCGCAUGACCCGGCCAUUAUCGAUAACACUUUUCUCAAGAAUGAAUCCCCUCGUUAUGGAGGCAGUGAUGAUGACAGCUUGCCCUUCGCCAACCCCAAAAAGAUCGGCAGUACCGGCCGCUCAGGAAGGCAACAAAUGGGAAUAGAUAAGUUGCUGAAAUCAAUGCAAGCCGAUCCGAUGGGUCUUCAUAGCGUGAACGUUGUCAGGAUUGACUGUGUGAUGAAGGUAGAUGUGUCGUCUACCCACCUUCCACACCCCUCCGCAUCCGGAGUAAUGGUCGACAGUUCAAGUCCAACCAUUCUCAACCUAGGAGAAGGAGAUGGUCUUCCUCCUCCCCUAGGAGACAGGAUGGCGUCCCCAACUGUGCGUCAAUCUCCAUCCGACACAGACAUGGAAGUGGAUGCUCUAGCUCCGGUGGCGGACACUAACCACGAGUUGUUGAGAGGGGGAGGCAGUCUUCCUCCUCCCCUAGGAGAAGGAGGUGGUCUUUCUCCUCCUCUAGGAGAAGGAGGUGGUCGUCCUCCUCUCCUAGGAGGAGGUGGUCAGACAGUUGAUGGUGAUGAAGAGAUGGGUGACAAAGAAGAAGAGCUGAAGGCAUCAUGGGAGUGGAAAGCGGCAAUAGCCCAACCAUACGCUGCUGUUUCAUCUGACGACCUUGAUGGUAGAAGAAAGAGUAGAACAGAUCCUGACAACAAGGAAGUUGUUUCCCAGGACAGCUCCAACUUUGACUACCAAGAAAUGUCUUGUCGCAGUGAAGAAGGCGAACACACCUCGGCGUCCACCACUAUUUCGAGCGCCAUGCCGUAUGAGGAGGGGAUGGAUCCGCCAACUCCAGAAAGAAUUGAAACUGGACCGAGGUUCAAACGUGAGGAGUCACCACCAAUUUCUGGCAAUGCGGGCCGAGAUAGAGACAGAGACAGAGAUGGAAAUGGAGAAAGAGACGAAGACGGAGACAGAGACGGAGACGGAGACGGAGAUGAGCCAGCUACACCAGUACUGUUCAAGAAGCGGUUGUCGGUGCCACCGAUGAAUCCAGUAGAUAAUCAGCCCAGCCCUAUCUCUGCACUCGACUUCCCAACCAUAUCGGAGUAUGGCGAAUCGUCUGCCGAACUUGACUGUCUAGAAGAAAUUCAGGAGCAAUUGUUUGCAGUCAUCCAUCGUGGAGAUUGGAUAAGAGAGGAAGGCGGAAAAUCGGAGAAUGGACAUGGAGCUGGACAAAAAACAGAAGACCCUGGGAGGCUUGCGUCUUCAGAAGAUCAAGGCCUUAGCACCAAGUCCACAGCUUUGUCUUUGAAACGUAGCUUUGAAGACGGUGCCGAUAGUGAACUACCGUCUGCUCAAGGGAAGAUCAAGAGAGUUGGCAGAGAAGAUGAGAGGAACGGGACCGACUGUUGUACUCCCUCCAUUCCCAGGCACCCCACCGCUCAUCAAGACACGGACAAGGACCACUUGAAUUGCGUGCAAAGAGCAGGAAAACGUAAGAUCUCCCUGCCUGGAGGCCUCAAGCUUGAGGUGCGCACUGAUUUGGGCAGCGGAAGCGCGGCGGAGCGCUUCCCUACCAAGGAUGAUGGCGACUCUUGGAUCGAUAUACUUUCCCCGGAAUCAUCAGCAGCGAAAGACUUGUUCUCAAAGCGAGGCAUCUUAGUGCGAGAAGAGGCAUCCGCGUUUCCGGAUAGCAAGCCGCCACAGGAUAAGACCUUAGUUGAGGUUCCCGAAGAAGAGCUGUCCCUCUGCGAGUCAUCUGCUGUGCGUGAAGACCUGCUGUAUGUAAGGGAUAUCCUGGCAGCAUCUGGGUUCGCAUCGGCGGAGGAGGCGGUCAGGUCUAAUUUGAGGUGGUAUGCUCCGGGGAAACCAUUAGACCCGGCCCUGUUUGAAAAGAUGGAGAGGGAGAGGCAAGCUGCAAAUCAGUCGGCAGAUGGUGAGGCGACUGGGUUACUUCAUCAGGAGAGAGUAAGCGCAGGAACUGAACAAUCGCUCCUCACCAUGGGUGAGAAGCAAGAUGGUGGGUCAGUGCCGCCAUCCUCAACGGAUCCAACACGUCAUAAACGGUGGCUACUUUUCAACGCCGUGAGUGAGGGGCUUGCCAGGAAAUUAGCACACGAAGAUGAGGAGGAUGUUCGCAAGUGGCUGCAAGUGGAUGGGAGAAGCAAUCGGCGCCCUCCACUGGUCGGAAAGGAGCUUGUACUCGAGGUGUGGGCCAUGGUUCGCGGAUGGUCACAGCUUGCUCGCAGUGAGACAAGCACUAUGGACUCUGUACUUAGCAGAGACCUUUCGUGUCAAAAAUGGGUUCAGCAGUUCCAGCGGGAAUAUCAGGAGAUUGGAUCAGCCAUUGAGGCCCAGAUUCUUGAUGAUCUGAUAAACAACCUCGUCAGCGACCUUGUUGAAGUUGAGCAAAAACGUCAGGAGAAGCGACUUGGUCGUCUCGUCUCGUCUCGUCUCGUCUCGUCUCGUCUCGUCUCGUCUCGUCUUGUCUCGUCUCGUCUCGUCUCGUCUCGUCUCGUCUCGUCUCGUCUCGUCUCGUCUCGUUGAUUACUUCACACUGUCAGCAACCUCCCUUGCACUUAUUGCCAGUUGUAUCGAGCAUGUAGUCGAACACUUCACCAC
Molecule: messenger RNA, 10149 nt
Organism: Chara braunii
Lineage: Eukaryota; Viridiplantae; Streptophyta; Charophyceae; Charales; Characeae
Source: the annotation of a GenBank genome assembly